GUCCAGAGUCCAGCGGCACAUUCCAUCCAGCUAGCCAUAUUCAGGAGGAGGCACGGCACGGAAGGCCAUCCGUCCAUCUCGUUUGCCCCAUAUUCUAUUGGGAGACUGUACCUGGCCUCCUCCCCACCCUUUUCCAUCUCUUCUUUCGCAACGCUCUCUCUCUAUCAGCAGCAGUCACAGGCAGCCGCGUUGCGUGUUCGUGUGGUGCCUCUGUCACUCGGGGGGUGGAAAGGAAGAAAGGGGAGAGAGAGAGAAGCGAGGAGAGAGAGAGGCAGGCAGGCAAUAAAGGGCAGUUUAGGUGCGCGCAGGCUGAUGGCGGCGUGGCAGGUCCUCUCUGUCGCCUCACCGUCUUAACUCCGGCCGCACAGGCGCACCACAAACCACACCGCUCCGCCCACGCAGAUUUUAAUCCGUCGCAGGCAGCAUGAGCACGCCUCCCAGAGCACAGACUACGAGCCGACCCUAGAAAGAGAGAGAUCAGGCAAGCAGCUUGAGCUUCAGCUAGCCGGGCACGGCGGCCUAUGGAUCUGGGCGCAUGGCGGGAUUCCCUCUAGGCGGAGGAGGCCACAGCCACAGCCGCGACGCCCCCGCGCCGUCGGUCCCGCCGGUGCACCCCUCCGACGCCGCAUCCUUCCUCUACGCCGCGCGCGCUGGGGGGAGCCUGCAGCUAUGGCAGCAGCAGGAGCAUCAGCAGCACCCGUUCUACGCCUCCAACAUCAUCCGCUUCUCCGAUGACCCGCCCGGCGCCGCGCAGUCGCUCGCGGGCGCCACGUCGUCGUCGUCUUCGCGCGGCACGCGGAGCGGUGGGGUAGGCGGCGGCAUCAGCUGCCAGGACUGCGGCAACCAGGCCAAGAAGGACUGCACGCACCAGCGCUGCCGCACCUGCUGCAAGAGCCGCGGCUUCUUCUGCUCGACCCACGUCAAGUCCACCUGGGUCCCUGCCGCCAAGCGCCGCGAACGCCAGCAGCAGCUCGCCGUGCUCACGGCCUCCGCCGGCGCCACAACCUCCGGCGCCGGUCCAUCCCGCGACCCCACCAAGCGCCCGCGCGCGCGUCUCUCCGUCGCCACCCCAACCACCUCCUCGGGGGAUCAGCAGAUGGUGACGGUGGCAGAGAGGUUCCCGCGGGAGGUGAACUCGGAAGCGGUGUUCCGCUGCGUGCAGCUGGGGCCGGUCGACCAGGCAGAGGCGGAAGUCGCGUACCAGACCACUGUCAGCAUAGGCGGGCACGUGUUCAAGGGCAUCCUGCACGACGUCGGCCCUCACAGCUUGGCUGCUGGCGGCGGCAGCAGCGGCGCCAUCGAGUACCACUUCCGCAACGCCGGUGACGGGUCAUCACCGAGCACGGCCGCCGCGGGCGAAGCAGGCGGUGGCGGUGGCGUGGGUAAUGUCAUCGUGUCAUCGGCUGUGGUGAUGGACCCGUACCCGACCCCCGGGCCCUACGCUGCGUUCCCGGCCGGCGCGCCGUUCUUCCACGGGCACCCGAGGCAGUGACCGGCUGCUCGCUCACCAGCCGUCUCGCUGUAACGACACCAUGACUCCGUAUCUCCCUCGAUCUGUCAAUUGCUGAAUUCUUAGCUUCUUAUUGAGAUGCAUAAAUUGAUGUUUCUUCUCUAGCCUAGCUAGCUUAGCCGCAUUAGUCUUGUUGCUUCUUGGGAUAAUUCGAGGUGAGUAGCAAUAUACUCGGCCGCUGCAAAUGGUUAAGAUCUGAAAGUUAGGACC
This is a messenger RNA of Phragmites australis (common reed), 1720 nucleotides long. Its product is annotated as protein SHORT INTERNODES 1-like. Gene Ontology annotation, cellular component: nucleus. The record is from RefSeq and is a predicted model, not a curated record. NCBI's taxonomy places the organism in Eukaryota, Viridiplantae, Streptophyta, Magnoliopsida, Poales, Poaceae. The coding region runs from base 536 to 1492 and encodes 318 amino acids. Gene Ontology annotation, molecular function: DNA-binding transcription factor activity; DNA binding. Gene Ontology annotation, biological process: positive regulation of DNA-templated transcription. The transcript has 2 exons.